Messenger RNA from Drosophila ananassae, 1518 nucleotides. RefSeq lists its product as uncharacterized. Gene Ontology annotation, biological process: DNA integration. The coding region runs from base 1 to 1518 and encodes 505 amino acids. Gene Ontology annotation, molecular function: nucleic acid binding. The record is from RefSeq and is a predicted model, not a curated record. The transcript has a single exon. Lineage: Eukaryota; Metazoa; Arthropoda; Insecta; Diptera; Drosophilidae.
AUGAGAACAUACAACACUGAAACCUCACUAUUGGGCCAACUGAUCGACCGUGUCUCCUCGUGGCCAAAGCUACUUCGUAUUCUCGCCUAUGUUCUCAAGUUCAUCCGACGCAAUCGCAGAAAAUCCAACACCGCUACGCUGACAUUUGAGGAGAUCCAUGACGCACGGAUCCUGUACCUGCGCCAUGCCCAAGACGAAUUCCAAGCUGACUACAAGCGACUCCUCAACCAGCAAGAUUUAGGAAACAAAUCAAAAUUGCGCACCCUCUCACCGCAAAUCGACAAACAUGGACUCCUGCGAGUGGGUGGCCGUUUAGGUAACUCAGAACUGCCAGCGGAUGUGCAGCAUCCAAUAAUUAUGCCCAAAUCUCAUCGCAUAACGAAGCUCAUUCUGGAACAUGAGCACCGGAUUCACUUACAUCCUGGAGUAUCGGCGUUAUUCGUGAUCGCACGCCAACGCUACUGGGUGUUUGGCGCACGCAACCUCAUUCGAAAGAUCACGCAUGACUGUCUAAAAUGCUUUACACAACGGCAACACACAUCUCACCAAUUCAUGUCAGAUCUGCCGCCUGUCCGGGUUCGGCAGGCAUUUCCGUUUGCAAACACUGGCUGCGACUACGCCGGGCCAAUCACCCUCAAGGUCCACAAGGGACGAAAUCCACGCAAGGAAAAGGGUUACAUCUGCCUAUUUGUAUGCCUAGCCACUUCUGCCUUGCAUUUAGAAUUGGCUACAGAUCUUACAACCGACACAUUCUCGGCGGCACUCAGUCGAUUCAUCUCAUCUCAUCUUCAUAGCGACAACGGGAGAAACUUCGUCGGGGCAAAAAGGGUAUUAUACGAAAUGCAAACUCUUCUGAAGUCAGACGAACACAACAACACUGUACUGAAGGCCCUGGCAGACGAAGGAAUCAACUGGAAUUUCAUUCCCCCCCAUGCACCACACUGGGGUGGCAAAUGGGAAUCAGCUGUGCGCUCUGUCAAACUGCAUCUUCAUAGAGUCAUUGGCAAGAAUGUCCUCACCUUUGAGAAAAUGCACACACUUCUCGCCCAAAUAGAAGCUGUGGUCAACUCACGUCCACUAUUCUCAACUUCGGACACUGAGGUCAACUAUCUGUCGCCAGCACACUUCCUCAUUGGUCGUCCCUACACGACAGUACCAGAAGGCGAUCUAUCAAAUGUACCAAUCAACCGUUUGGAUUAUUGGCAACAGACUCAAGCUAUGCUGCAAGGCUUCUGGAAACAAUGGCACAUGGAAUAUCUUACAUCACUCCAGCAUCGGCCAAAGUGGAUGAACAAAUCGGUCAACAUGGCCAAAGAUGACAUCGUGCUCCUUAAGGAUUCUCACACCCCGCCAGCAGCAUGGCCUCUCGGAAGAGUCAUCGAAACGUAUCCAGGAAAGGAUGGAAUGGUCCGCGCUGUACGACUUAGGACUCCAACUGGAGAAACCACCCGUCCAAUUGUCAAGCUCGCCCUAUUACCAAAUUCUGAAACAGUGUUUCAGGGGGGGCCGGGAUGUUGA